CACCUUUACUGAUGGGAUCAGGAGACCAACCACCGUAAGCAAGGGUGAAGUGUUGAUACGAGCCCUGUUCUCUUACUUGGAAGCAUUGCAUUCGCUUGAUUUGUCGCAGCAUGGCGUCUGCCGGAGUAUAACAGACAGGAGCAGAGUGACAUGAUCGCAUGCAAUUUAUUUCCUCAAUUCGUGGAAAAGAACAGGGCUCGGCGCUCGCUAACACGAUGAAGGACUUCGCGGGGCUGGGGCACCUGUUCGUGGCGUCCUUCCUGUUCCACUUCUCCUCCUUCAUGGUGAUCCCGGUGCUCACCGACGUCACCAUGGAGGCCGUCUGCCCCGGCCGCGACGAGUGCUCGGUCGCCAUUUACCUCAGUGGUUUCCAGAACGCCGUCACCGGACUGGGGGCGAUCGUGGUGACCCCCGUCGUCGGGAACCUGUCGGACAGGUACGGCCGGAAGGCGCUGAUGACGCUGCCGAUGACCGUGGCCAUCGUGCCGCUGUUUAUAUUGGCGUGCAACCGCUCGGAGGUGUACUUCUACGUGUACUACGUGGCGAAGAUCGUGGCCGGGAUCUUCUGCGAGGGCAGCAUGCAUUGCCUCUGCCUUGCCUACGUGGCCGACCACGUGGGCCCCAGGCGGCGCGCGGCGGCGUUCGGGCUCCUCUCCGGCGUGUCGGCGGCCGGGUUCGUCUCUGGGACCCUGACCGCACGCUUCCUCUCGACCUCCUCCACCUUCCAGGUCUCCGCCGCCGUCGCAGCGGCAGCCGCGCUCUACCUCAGGGCCUUCCUCCCCGACUCCGGCGGCGUCUCCUGCGGUGACGAAGCCUGCGAUCCGCUGCUCCAAGAUUCCUCCUGCUCCUCUUCCACCUCAUCACCCACUUCAUCGUCUGAUGAAGAGCUCUCGCUGAGGCUGCCACCGCAGAAGGGCAGGCUGCCGUCUCUGUCGGACAUGGUCACGCUUCUUACUGACAGUUUGGCCUUGUCUGGGGCAGCAACGGUCACUUUCUUCUACAGUCUAGGUGAACAUGGGCUUCAGACUGCAUUGCUGUACUACCUGAAGGCACAGUUUGGUUACAGCAAAGAUGAGUUUGCUAAUCUACUUCUAAUUGCCGGUGCUGCCGGAAUGCUAUCACAGCUAACUGUAAUGCCUAUCUUGGCUCCAAUUCUGGGUGAAGAGAUACUACUUAUUCUGGGGCUGCUAGGAGGAUGUACUCAUGUUUUCUUGUAUGGCAUCGCAUGGUCAUACUGGGUGCCCUAUUUUGCCGCAGCAUUUGUAAUUUUGAGUGCUUUUGUUCACCCUUCCAUAAGGACCAGCGUAUCAAAAAGUGUUGGAUCAAAUGAGCAGGGAAUUGCUCAAGGGUGUAUCUCUGGGAUCAGUUCUUUUGCCAGCAUAUUAGGUCCCCUCAUCUUUACUCCCUUAACAGCAUGGUUCCUUUCAGAAACAGAGCCCUUCGAUUUCAAAGGUUUCAGCAUUUUGUGUGCUGGCUUUUGCACCCUCAUUGCGUUUAUUAUCAGUCUGAGGAUGCGCGGAGCGCAAUCGUGUAAGAAGUUGAGCACUGUUCAGCAUGAGCAAGCAUGAUAAUAUAUAGGUCCAUCUCCUGUUUUUAAUUCCGUCCAUGUACAUACACAUAAAAGGACAGGAUGAAAGAAGCGUAGCUUGAAGCAAACUCAAGGUAUAGUGACAGAAACUUCUGGAGAAACAUUCCCGAUUUUGCAUGGUUCCAGGAGAUCGAAUUGUCCUAUGCAACUAGGCAUUUUAUGCCUCACAGAAACGUUGCAGAUUGCAAACUGACAAUUGCCAUGCUGUCCAGCGACUUCAGUCGUGUUGUAGGACUGCUCAUAGUGGCACAUAACUGAACUACUACAUCUUUUGCCUGUAGUUCCAUGGACAUGAAUUAGUGUUUAACAGGCA
Phragmites australis (common reed) is the source of this 1901-nucleotide messenger RNA. RefSeq lists its product as uncharacterized. Bases 159 to 1568 code for a protein of 469 amino acids. Lineage: Eukaryota; Viridiplantae; Streptophyta; Magnoliopsida; Poales; Poaceae. The record is from RefSeq and is a predicted model, not a curated record. Gene Ontology annotation, molecular function: transmembrane transporter activity. The transcript has 13 exons. Gene Ontology annotation, biological process: transmembrane transport.